Messenger RNA from Olea europaea var. sylvestris, 861 nucleotides. RefSeq lists its product as uncharacterized. The coding region runs from base 1 to 861 and encodes 286 amino acids. The record is from RefSeq and is a predicted model, not a curated record. Lineage: Eukaryota; Viridiplantae; Streptophyta; Magnoliopsida; Lamiales; Oleaceae. The transcript has 3 exons.
AUGGAAUUUAGAAGUCCAGUACAAGGCGAUCACUUUGAGAAAUGGAAAAGAGUAGAAGCUCCAAUUACUGGUGAAAAGUUUGAAAAAGAAGAUCAAGAGAUGCAACUCCACACACCAAUGCUUAGCGAGGAGAUUUUUGACAAUCAACCAAUCCCACCACAGGAUCUAGCACCAAAAGUUCUAUUUCCUCAACGACUCAAAAAGAAUAAGCUUGAUAAGCAAUUUUCUAAAUUUUUAGAUGUGUUUAAAAAAUUGCAUAUUAACAUUCCUUUUGCAGAAGCUCUUAAACAAAUGCCAAGCUAUGUGAAAUUUAUGAAGGACAUCUUGUCAAAUAAGAGGAGAUUGGAAGAAUAUGAGACAACAGCCCUUACUGAAGAGUGCAGUGCAAUUCUACAAAAGAAAUUGGGAUCCAGGGAGAAACUUGGACUAGGUGAGGUGAGACCUACUACAGUAUCAUUGCAAUUAGCGGAUCGCUCAAUAAAACACCCAAGAGGAAGUAUUGAGGAUGUGCUUGUUAAGGUGGACAAGUUUAUUCUUCCAGCCGACUUCUUCAUUCUAGACAUGGAAGAGGAUAGGGAAAUUCCUAUCAUUCUUGGCAAACCAUUCUUAGCUACUGGCCGAGCUCUAAUUGAUGUCCAAAGGGGAGAAUUGCGGUUGAGAGUACAAGAAGAGGAGGUAACCUUUAAUGUUUUUGAUGCCAUCAACUAUCCGGAUACAAGUGAGAGUUGUUUCAACAUCCGAGCAAUCGACUCUUUGGUCACUGAAGUAUUUAACCAACAAAAGGAGUCGUUGGAAGUUUUUUUGGUUAAUCCCAAUCCGACUAUGGUGGAGGAUCUAGAAGUGUUAGAAUAUGCUUUGUGA